CAGCCGUGUGUUGUGAAUAGACAGCGGCAUUUAGCUGAUCAUCGGGCUGUAGCCGAGUUUAAGCCUUGUCGAUUUUGUGAAGCAUCGCAUAUUCCAUUACAUUCCUCGGUUUUAUUUUACUUGUAAAUAUCCGCUCAGUCAUUAUUUUUCUCUGUGAAGUGUAGAUCAGGUCUCCCGAGUUUCCACACUAACAUCGCCCGUCUACAUCAAACGCAAACCAACCAAGGUUAUACAUAUGCAAAUUGCUGGUUAGAAACUUUGUCUGGGCGAAACGAACGCGGCCAGACAGAUCCAGUUGUCGGAGCAGCAAACACACCCAAAAUCUCGCGGGCAACGCCAAGUGCACGUGUUCCCAGGUGUUGAUUCCCACGCACCCGCACCGCCGCCGUACGACCAGUUGGGCCCCGGGCGGCGGCAGCGAGCGGCGGCCCCGACCGGCCUGCCGGGACACGCCUCCCCUCACUCUCGCUGCGGCCUUCGUGAGGCGCCGCCGCUCUGUGCGUCCCCGAGGCUGUGCGCGACUGGACUAACGCUGACGUGCUCGUCGAGAGGUGGUCGUGUGUGUGUCGGGACGGAAUUACGCAGAGAACAUUUUCCCGCCUCGACUAUUAGUCUCUUAAUCAGAAAGAACAGUUCCGAAAUAUUUCCGGGCGCUGAAAACCGCCUUCUGUGAGAGGAGAGCCAGCAAGGGUCGGCGGAGGAUGGAAACAUACUGGAGUGCGAGAGUUGUCGCGCCGACGAUGCAGGAGUGCAGGCCGUGCCAUGUCUGCCUCCCGAACUGAGCAUGUGAUGGUGUUCAAUAAGUGGAGGAUUCCGAUGUUCCCCUGGGACGGCGCCCACGACGAAGUCAUGGUGUCCAUAGGUCUGAGAGCGGAGAUGCCCAAGCUGGGGGAGACCAGCGCCGGGAACACCAGCAGCGGCACCGGCGGCUCCAGCAGCACCGCCAGCAGCGCCAACGCCAACGCCACUUCAGGUAACAGUGGGAACAGAGACAACCCACCCAGUGAAGCCUCGAGAAUCCCUGGGCCACACACAUACUCCCCAGUUCCUCCCCAGAAGGCUUACGCCAACGGGUCCUACUCGCCUCACAGCACAGUCAACGGGACGCCCACGCCCUCGCCGCCAGCGCUGUCUUCGCCCCCCACGCAUGCCCUCGACGCCUCCGCUGCGGCAGGAGCGGGCGCAAGGGACACGCACCGCCAGAUCUCCAAGGUCCGGCGGUUCCUGACGACGCUGCACCAGUUCGCGGCCGACAUCUCGCCGGAGGUGGGCGACCGCGUGCGCCACCUCGUGCUGGGACUGCUGAGCGGCGGAGUCAGCGUCGAGGAGUUCCACGGAGGCCUGCAGGAAGUCACGCAUUUCCCUCUACGCCCGUUUGUGCUGCCGUUCCUGCGCUCGCACCUGCCCCUCCUGCAGCGCGAGCUCCAGAGCCUGGCUCGGCGGGCGUCCAUGCCCGUGUCGCAGUACGUGGCCGUGCACGAGGCGGCGCUGCUGGAGGCGGCGGCGGGGGAGCCCACCGACUUCUUCUCCUCGGAGGUCACCAGCGGCAAACGGCGCCAUGAAGGGUACUUCGAAAACGGCGACAGCGGCGGCGGCAGCGGCGGCAGCGUGUCCCCGCCGCCCGCCAAGCGCCUGGGGAUCUUCUCGCCGCCGUACCCCAGCGUCGGCAUCAGCCCCGACCUGCCCGCGCACGCCAGGGACUACCGCACGCCCGCGCCGCCGCCGGACGACGAGUGGAAGAACAUCCAUGUGAUGCUGACCUGCAUUCUGAGCAUGGUUGAGAAGACGCGGCGAGCGCUGACGAUGCUGCAGCAGAAGGAGGACCGCGACGGGGCCGGCGGGGCGCAGAGAAUGACGGCCGUCGGGGCCACGGACCUCCGUCAGAGGGCCGACUACGACGCCGAAGUGCGGCGCCACGCGGCGGAGCUGGUGGCGCAGUCCAUCCGCACGACGGAGGAGCGCGUGUCCGAGGUCAAGCGGAAGGCAGAGGAGGCCGUGUCCGAGGUGCGGCGCGCGGCAGUGGCGGAGGUGCAGCGGGCGGUGGGCGCGGCGGAGGCUCGGGCGCAGGAGCUGGUGGCGGCAGAGAGGGCCAAGGUGGAGGCCCUGCUGAGAGAGGUUGGGCGGCGCGACCCCUCGGAGCCUCGCACGGAACCCCAGCAGGCGUGCUGGAACUGCGGCAGGAAGGCCCAUGAGACCUGCAGUGGGUGCAACGUGGCCAGAUACUGUGGCCCCUUCUGCCAGCACAAGGACUGGGACUCGCACCACAAGGUCUGCUCGCCCGCGCUAGCCUCGACGUCAACCUCGUCCUCAAUAUCUUCGUCGUCGACAUCGUCCUCCACCGCCAUCAUCGCAGCCCUUGCUUCGAAAAACAAGUUCAGCAAAGGCGCGGAGGCGGCGAAGACCGAGUGACGUCUGGCCGAGUCUUCACUGAGGAGGAGAUUUCGAAGAAAAACGAGGAUUUUUUAAAUUCUUGUCAAAGACUCAUGAGGAAAUGUGCGGUCGAAACGUCACUUUCAGAAAUUUUAGUGUCGCAUAUCAAACGUGUCAAGUUCAUAUUUUCACAGAGGUUAGUAAGUUUCAUGAUAAUUCAUUGUGAUGUUUCAGUGUUUACUUUCUAAAGGCUGUCAGGAUAUUGGCUAUGAACUGUAAGACAGAUAUAGCUGUAAAAGAGGCAAAUGAGCAGAUAUAAGUCACCUGCAGUGUUAAAAGAGGAUCUUACAACCUUUUGGAAGCUUCAUAGGGAAGAAUAAAGAGCUUUAACUUUCUUAUGGUGACAUUUGCAACAUUUAUGGAAACUGGUGAAGAUAAAGCUUAAUCAUAACAGACCCUCAGAGUACAGCCUUCAGAUAACGAGCUGUCGUGUGUGCCACUGAUAAGCGAUGUGCAACGUGCAAAGUGCUGCUGAUCUGGAGAGGAAUUUCGUUGAAUUUAUUUAUUUUGGUAACCAUAUAAACAAUACGCAUGAAACUGCAUUAUCGCAAAUUUUCAAGUGCAUAUUGCAGAUAUAAAUGCUGUGUGAAACCAUACAGGACUGGAAUACUAUGGGUUACACCAGUGUUACCAUAGCUGUGCAUUACUCGAUGGAACGCGUUUUGUCAGAUGACUAGAUGAUUUUAAAACAAUUUGGACUUUCAUUUGGUCUUGUAAUUGACCUUUCAGGCGAAUGUGCAUGUAACCUUUUUUUUAAGGUUGCUGUCACUGGACUUCGUAGAUUGUUUUAAAAGAAAGGCAGUCAUCUUUAGAGAAUAAAGAUUUGUGUGAAAUCUAAACAGACGUGGCAGCAGGGCAGAAAUCCUGUUUCCCAAAUUAUCAGACAGAUAGUCUUACCUUUGAAGUAAGAACCAUGAGUGUGAUCGAGUUACUUGUAAAUACUUACACUUUAAAAUCAGUACAAAUGUUGAGCCAGAGGACAGAAGUGUCAUUUAUGAACUUGUGUUAUUACCCUGUGAACCAAAGACUGUAGAGAUAGACAAGUUAUAUUAGACCUGCUGGUGGGAUGUUCUUGGCGAGAGAUUUCCCAGUGAGUUCUGUACAUUCUAGCUGGCAAUAAGGAUUUCAGUGCAUGGUAGCAUAACUUCACUAGCAUAAUUUUUAUGUGUCUAGUCAAAAUGUAAAUGAAUGUUCAUGACAAAGCCUAGAUUUUCAGUGUUUGGAAGCUUUGAAAACCAUCAUACUCUUUUGAUAUCCAAAAGUCAGUUAUUCCAAUCCUAUGAGUCCAUGAUAAAGAAAUAAAAACUUACUGAAAUAGCCUAUUUAUUACACUUUUGUAAGAUGUACUAAAAUUAUUUCUGAAGCUGUUUUUAUACAAAAAGUCAACUACAGAUAUAUUAACACUUAAGAUACAAACUAUAAUAAGAUUUCAGUAAGUUUGCCUCGGGUCCUUCUUAACGCCAAAGCCACCCCAUCUGCUGAUGCGCUCAGCUGUGGUCCAUUCAGAUGCCAGUGCUAAAACACCUCACCAGUGCAGUGAACAGCAUUUGUGUAGAUUGCCUUAAAUCGCAUUUGUGUGCUACUUUGCAAAUGGGUUUAAGCUAGACAAACUGUUGGUACAAGACAUGACUGCAUGUACAUCACUUUGUAAUUGGCCAGUAAACAACUGUUACAUUUUCAUUUUAGUGUUAUAUUAUGCUCCAUUUGCUUUACUAUUAGCAGUGACUAAGUUGAAAUUAUUUUCAAGUGGUUAUGUAACGCAUUGUUAAAGAUUAUAUAUAGAGACUGUUUAUUAUUUAUUAACUUGCCAGCAGAUUUAUUGUGUUGAAUACAUCUGUGGAACAUUCUGCAUCACUAGAUCUUGCAGUUGUACUGAAGGAGUCCACCAAAGCUUUGAAGACUUCAAGAAUGUAAAUUUAAUGUCUAUAAAUUUCCACAAUCCACUGUCUCCAGAACACAUAUAUCUGUUAAAUCAUGUGUAUUGUAUACCAGUGUCCUACUUGUUUUGUAAAUAUAUCAUGUUUUAUCAUAAA
Molecule: messenger RNA, 4463 nt
Organism: Penaeus indicus
Lineage: Eukaryota; Metazoa; Arthropoda; Malacostraca; Decapoda; Penaeidae
Product: protein CBFA2T3-like
Exons: 10
Coding region: 763-2409 (548 amino acids)
Biological process (GO): negative regulation of DNA-templated transcription; DNA-templated transcription
Cellular component (GO): nucleus
Molecular function (GO): transcription corepressor activity
Source: RefSeq, a predicted model, not a curated record